AUGGCGGCUACACAAACCGUCAGGGUCUCUCACCUCGGCGGCAUCGAAGUAGGAUACGCCAUCUCAGGAUCGGGGACUGCAGACACGUUGGACAGCAGCAAGCCCACGUGCGUGCUAAUCAACGCCUUGCACACGACCGUCGCAUUCUGGCGACCACAAUUCGAAGACGAGGAGCUCACGAGCACGGCGCAUCUCCUGGCCAUCGAGCCCCUCGGCCAUGGCGCCACAUCAUGCUCUACCGAGUAUUUCACCUAUUGGGAUACGGCGAUCAUGGCUUUGCAGGUGAUGGACAAGCUCGGUGUCGAGAGGGCAUUUGCUACGGGGACUAGUCAGGGCGGAUUCAUAGUUGCACGGAUGGCCAUUUUGGCCCCCGACAGGGUGAGCUGCCCUGUCUCUUGA
This is a messenger RNA of Diaporthe citri, 399 nucleotides long. RefSeq lists its product as uncharacterized. The transcript has a single exon. The record is from RefSeq and is a predicted model, not a curated record. Bases 1 to 399 code for a protein of 132 amino acids. Lineage: Eukaryota; Fungi; Ascomycota; Sordariomycetes; Diaporthales; Diaporthaceae.